This is a messenger RNA of Nezara viridula (southern green stink bug), 2229 nucleotides long. The record is from the annotation of a GenBank genome assembly. Lineage: Eukaryota; Metazoa; Arthropoda; Insecta; Hemiptera; Pentatomidae.
UUAUGGUUCGAUACGACGCUAAAAAAUAGUCCGUCGCGAGAUGAUUAUAUAAAUAAGAAUUUUCAUUUUCGAUACAUUUUUUUAACAUUAACGGUUGAUAAUUACAUAACUUCAGAGUCAUGGUGAAUCAAAAAGUCUAGCGGCAGAUAUUUAAUGUUUUUAAGUCGAUUGGGUGAGACCGCUAGGAUCAGUGGAUGGCGCCAAACUAUUGAUCUACUGCAAUGCGGUGUUUGAUAAAAAAGUUAUUAAAUUACGAUUUAUUACUGUAAGAAUGAGGAAGAAAAUAAACCAAGAUAAAAGAUUUGCUUUUUUAAAUAUUUUAAAGUAAAUAUAGUUGUAAUUAUAUUGGAGAUUGUUGGAAAUAAAUGAACCGGCAAAAGGGAGGAACCGUGGCAACACUGAGCGCCGGCAGCCCGCUUUAUAUACCCCCUCCACUGAUACCGCAGCUCAUUCUUGCAGCAAUCGUUAUAGGAACUUCAUCGUCUGUUCACUGUAGCGGUUAUAGCAAGCUACUACUCAUUUUCAUUCAUUUUGAACUAGUCUACACUUAAAACAAACAAUGCGUGAGUGUAUCUCCAUACAUGUUGGGCAAGCUGGCGUCCAGAUUGGUAACGCCUGCUGGGAGCUGUACUGCUUGGAGCAUGGGAUCCAGCCUGACGGCCAGAUGCCCUCAGACAAGACUGUUGGAGGAGGUGAUGACAGCUUUAACACUUUCUUUUCCGAGACUGGUGCUGGUAAACACGUCCCAAGGGCUGUGUUUGUCGACCUUGAACCAACCGUUGUUGAUGAGGUAAGGACCGGGACCUACAGGCAGCUUUUCCAUCCAGAGCAGCUGAUCACUGGCAAGGAAGAUGCAGCAAACAACUAUGCUCGUGGACACUACACCAUUGGCAAAGAGAUUGUCGACCUUGUACUGGACAGAAUUCGUAAACUUGCCGAUCAAUGCACUGGUCUUCAGGGUUUCCUUAUCUUCCACUCGUUCGGCGGAGGCACUGGUUCUGGAUUUACAUCUCUUCUCAUGGAACGGUUGUCUGUUGACUAUGGCAAGAAAUCUAAACUGGAAUUCGCCAUCUACCCUGCUCCUCAGGUUUCCACUGCAGUAGUUGAACCAUACAAUUCCAUCUUGACUACCCACACCACCCUUGAACACUCAGACUGUGCUUUUAUGGUUGACAAUGAGGCUAUUUACGAUAUUUGCAGGCGAAAUCUUGAUAUCGAACGACCCACUUAUACCAAUCUCAAUAGGCUUAUUGGACAAAUUGUUUCAUCUAUCACAGCUUCUCUUCGGUUCGAUGGUGCUUUGAAUGUGGACUUGACUGAAUUCCAGACCAACUUGGUACCUUAUCCACGUAUCCAUUUCCCUCUGGUUACCUACGCCCCUGUGAUCUCUGCCGAGAAAGCUUACCAUGAACAACUCUCAGUAAUGGAAAUCACCAAUGCUUGCUUUGAACCAGCCAACCAGAUGGUGAAGUGUGAUCCAAGGCAUGGUAAAUACAUGGCCUGCUGCAUGUUGUACAGGGGUGAUGUCGUGCCGAAGGAUGUAAAUGCUGCUAUUGCGACUAUCAAAACCAAGAGAACAAUUCAGUUUGUCGACUGGUGCCCGACAGGAUUUAAGGUGGGCAUCAACUACCAGCCCCCGACCGUCGUUCCUGGUGGUGACCUGGCCAAGGUCCAGAGAGCCGUGUGCAUGCUGUCCAACACGACUGCUAUCGCAGAGGCUUGGGCUCGCCUAGACCACAAGUUCGACCUCAUGUACGCCAAGAGGGCCUUUGUCCAUUGGUAUGUUGGUGAAGGUAUGGAGGAGGGAGAAUUCUCAGAGGCCAGGGAAGAUUUGGCUGCCCUCGAGAAGGAUUACGAAGAGGUCGGCAUGGACUCAGUGGAAGGGGAGGGCGAAGGAGCAGAAGAGUACUGAUGAUGAGAAGAGGCCCAGAGCUCUAGCUCCAAACCAACCAGCAUCUUUUUCUUUUUUAAAUAUUUUUUAUAAUUUUUCAUCCUGUAAUUUUUAUGAUCCACGUCUAUAUGUAUAUCUUGAAUUGAGUAUGUAUAUUCCUUUAUCACUUUGUAUAAUUUUUACGUCAUUAGCUUCAUUUCAUUUAAUAAUAUUUAAAUAAAAGCAUUGUGGUAAAACUAUAACUUGUUUUUAAUUUUUAUACCAUUUUUUUUUUCCAAUACACAGCUUGUUCGACCGGACUUAGUUAACCCUUCAAAGGCCAUAAACAGCAUGCACCA